Microplitis demolitor is the source of this 6288-nucleotide messenger RNA. RefSeq lists its product as uncharacterized. The record is from RefSeq and is a predicted model, not a curated record. Gene Ontology annotation, molecular function: protein binding. The transcript is spliced from 10 exons. Bases 365 to 4858 code for a protein of 1497 amino acids. Lineage: Eukaryota; Metazoa; Arthropoda; Insecta; Hymenoptera; Braconidae.
GUCGACUAGUGACGUCAAUGGUUUCCCAACAUUCUAACAAAAUAUAGCUAUGUAAUCCUCUAACAAGUCCACCAAUAAAUUAAAAUAAGUGGGAUCUUAUCCAGCGUGCUGUAUAAAAAAAAAAGUAUCAGUCCUCGGUCUGGAUAAAAAAACAAACCGUGAAAAAAAAAGACGAGUUUGUUUGCUAGUGUGUGCGUGCGCGGGUACGUGUGUGUGUAUAUUGUAGUUGUGUGUGUGCAGGACACGAGAAUUUACUGCUGGCUGCAGUUGGAUGUGGACGGCGGCCUAGAAUUCAUGGAAGUGCAAUGCGAGAUGUGCUACAUGAACUUGUCGUCAGACUUGCCAUUGUAAUGGGAAGUUAGGUAUGCCGACCAUAAUGCCUCUGGAAUGGGCCACCGAAAAGAUGCAGUAUCAGCCCUCGGAAAUAAAUUCUUAUGACCUGUUAAAGCAUGGUCACGAUCGCUUGGAAAACCGUCCAAUUAUGACUCACUCAAACGUGGAAAUGUAUAACAAACAGUUGGAAGUAAAUAAUUCCAGUUGUAAAGACAUCUCUCGACUCGAUUGUGGAGGAUCAGUGAACAAUAAUCCGAACAAUAAUAAUUACUGUAAAAAUAAACAUUGCGACGUAAAUUCACAUAAUUUUAACAAUAAUUAUAAUAUUAAUAAUAAUACCAGCCAACAAUCGCGAUUUUUUCUGCGCGAUAAAAGUUAUAACAGAAGACACUUAUUAUCCGCGAGUGAUUGUGUGUUAAACAGCGAUUGUGUCACGGCAAUUGAACGUUUAAAAUCAACAAAACAAAUUAUGACAAACUCUGAACCAAUAACUCCAACAAAAGAAUGUCGAUCGAGUUAUUGUUACAGUAAUAAUAUUAAUAUUAAUAAUAAUAAUAAUAAUAGUCGUAGUAGUAGUAAUAGUAGCAGGGAUAGAACGUCUAGUUGUUAUAAUCGUACAAGUCAAUUAAAAUGUUUCUUACAUGCUUUUAUUAUAAUUUUUAUUGGAUUAAUAUGUACAAGUUCGGCAGAACAAUGUGUUAUUGGUAUCAAAACUCCAGGACGGACUUGGCCUGCGAAUGAUAUUGUUGUGGAGUACGGCCAUCCCUUGAGAAUUCUCUGUAUACUGAAUCAGACAAUCGUUGACGCGGAGUACCCUGGUAAAAAUGCAUCGGACUUAUUUUUCUUCAGAAAUGAAAAAAAAAUGGAACAAGAGUACGUUCGUAUUAUCAACUCAACUACUAUUGAAAUGUUUGUCGAAAAACCACCACUUGGUAAAGACAUGUAUCAUUGUAAAUUACGGACUGAAACGUCAGCAAGAUAUGUAGCCGUUUGUCUCAAUACUGUUGCUGUUGGAUAUAAACCACAAUUACCAACAAAUUUUACUUGUGUAUCAGACAAUUGGGAAAACUUGAAAUGCUCAUGGAUUCCGGUAGAUAAUUAUAUCCAAACAGAUUAUACACUCAGUUUUAGAGCAACGCGUAAACUUUAUCCGUGUCCAAAACACGAUUCAAAUUUUCCCCCAAAUUUUUGUCUAUGGGAUAUAUCUACAAAUCCAAUUUAUCGUCAAACAUUGGAAAAUUACACAUUUGUAAUGAAUGCAAAAAAUCGACUGGGAAAUGUUUCAGCAAAUAUUAGAUUUCAUCAUUUCGGACAUGUAAUACCGUCAAAGCCGAAUAAUUUAACAGUUGUCAAUAAAACAACAGAAAGCGCAUUACUGUAUUGGGCAGUACCUUUUCCUAUGCAAAACUUUCCACCAGGUUUACAUCACCAAAUAGCUUAUCAGCAUCAAUGGGAUCGAGAUAAAAUAUGGAAGUUAAUAAAUAUAACUAAUGACGUUCGUGAAGACAAAAGAUAUUACAAUUUAACGGGAUUGGAAUACGCCAAUACAGUUUAUGACGUGAGAGUAUUUAUGAAGAGUGCUGUCGCCACAGGUGAUGAUAAAUGGAGUAAAUUUAGUGAUAUUACAUUCCGUACACCAGCAAGAUUGCCUGGACGAUCACCACGUACGGAUAUCGGAAGUUUUGAAAUAGCAGACAAUAGCGCACACAGAGAUAUUUAUUUAUACUGGCAAGCUAUACCGCCUUAUUUAGAGAACGGUGAUAAUUUCAAGUAUCAAGUUUCUUUGAUUGAAGAAAACGGGCUCAAGACUUAUCGCCCGCCAAAUGAAACCACUCGUUCUUAUGCUGUAUUUAAAAACAUCGGAUUCGCCAACUAUCGUUUUCAAGUUACUACAAGUAAUGUCAUGGGUGUUUAUCCCAAUAGCUCUAUUAUUUAUGUACCCGAUUCAACAAACAUGCCUAGUGAACCUUUGGCGGUCACUAAGAUAGCUUUCGAUGAAGGAUUGUAUGAACUGUCAUGGAAGUCACCGGCAAUAAACACUGAAAUAAUAAAUUACACGAUAUUUUGGUGUGAAAAUGAACGUGAUCGUCCUUAUCAAUGUACCGGAUAUCUCGAUUGGGUCCACGUGCCUAGAAACACAACUAUAUAUAAUAUAACAGUACCCCAUCCCCAGAAAGUUUAUCAAUUCGCAGUGUCAUCAAACUCAGCAAAAGCAAGCAGUGGAAUGAUUUGGGCAUCGUGUACAGUAAUUCACAAUAAAGUAUCCAGUAAAAUGAAGUCCGUGUGGAUAAAUACUAUUGGAUCAGAUGUUAUUGAUGUCGGCUGGAAACUUGACUGUUCUGACCGUAUCGGUGUCGUUGAGGGAUUCAUUAUUUAUUACUGCCCAAUAGUUUCCCCUAAAAAUUCAACGUGCAAAGAAAUGAAGAAAAACACAACAAUACGCGCAGACCCUCAUACUAUGCGCAGUACUGUCACAGGGUUGAAACCAUAUACUACCUAUAAAAUAACAAUAGCCUUCUGGACAAAGACUGGUGAGGGAUUGGAAAGCGAUCCACUUUAUAAUACAACUCUCGAGAGCGCUCCAACAUCACCACCGCAAAAUGUCCAGGUCAGUUACAUUACUAACAGUUCAAUGUUCGUGACAUGGCAGCCACCGACGGCAAUGAACGGCGUACUCCGCUACUAUGAGGUCCACUACAGCGGUAAUUCACUUAAAGUUGAAGAAGCGACAACACAUGUUUUGUUGAAGGAUUUAUUAUCUUACAAAAAUUACACAAUAACUGUGACUGCUUGUACGGUUAAAUGCAGCGUUGAGUCAUUGCCAGUUUAUGCGCUGACUGAAAUAGGCGUACCAGGUAAAAUAAAUCGACCGCCAGUUGUCAAAAUUCAGGACUCAAAUUUGGCGAUUGUAGUUUGGAGUAAACCACAAAAUCCUGGUGGAAAAUUAGAUUACUAUCAAGUGUCUUCACCAGGACUUGGCAUUAAAAAUAGUAACGUAACUGAGGCUAAAAUAUCGAUACCUGGUUGUCUAGCUAAUGAACGUGACACAACAUACAGAUUUCAUGUACGUGCUGUUAAUGUAAAUGACAAAGGUGAGCAUUUAGUAGGACCGUGGUCGGACAUUGGAGAGACCAGUUGCUGGAAUGGAGGGCCAUCAUUCCAAGUAUGGAUUAUCAUAUGGACAAUUAUUGGUAUCAGUAUCGUUGCUUUCUUAUUGUGUGUCGCCUAUACAACGAAACGAAUGUGGCGAAAGUGUAAAGUUAUGAAGCAUUGUGAAAUAAAAUUGCCGCCAGGUUUAGCUGAUGAAAAAUUGUUACAAAAACCUGGUGAACAGCACAUCAGACAGUCAUCAGCAGACUCUAGUGGAUGCUCAAGUGCUCAAGAGUCAGUGACGUCUUCAUUAACUUCAAAUUCCCAUGUAUCAAAUGACAGUGGCACGGAAACUGAUCCAGUAACGACUUUGCAGAAUAAAUUAUUGGACUCAACAUUAGGAUGGGAGUCAUCGAGUUUGCGUCAGCGUAAUGUCAGCGGCGGUACUACUAGACCAGGACCAGUUUUAACGGACGCAAGAUGGGAUUCUUAUGUAAAAGUUGCUAAAGCCGGUGAAACGAUUGAUGACACAUUGUCAUUGGCACGUUCAACUCCUAAUUUAACAGACAAUUCGUGUAACGUAAUACCACCACAGACUUGGUCAUCAACUGGAUACAUCAGUAUGCCGUCUUCCGAAGAUAUUUCAACACCAAAUUCCAGUCCCGUUCCUCAUGAGGCUUCAAACAUCGGUGGUAAUUACAGUGUCGUAGGUCUGAUGCCAACCAAAGUACCGGCACCGCGAUUCAAGAAUGAAGAGACACCGGAAUCAUUGACAAACGCUCUGCUAAACAGCAAAGCCGAUGCUAAGCCCAAUAUUCCAUAUGUGACUCUCGCGUCCUUGGAUCAGAAGCUCAAGGAGCAACAGCCUCUGGACUCGUUACGUAAUUUAGACAAAUUAGCCUUCAUUGGCUCUACGCCUAUUCCUAAAGAACCAUUGAAACCUAUGGCUGCAGACCCGAGUAAUAAGCCGUAUGUCCAAACGGGUCUGAUAGACAAUUUAAAAAAUCCGUCCUUCAAUACGACAUUAAAUAAAUUAAUGCCGAAAUUUACAAGUCCGCCAACUAUUUCGCAACAACUGGGUGGCGAUUCCUCGGCAUCUAAGCAAUACGUCGCGGUUGCUUCUAUCGCGGAAAUAAAACCGAAGAAUGUUGAUGAAAAAUUGAGUCAACAAAACGUCAAUACAACAGAUACCUCAUCCAAUAAACCUUACGUCCAAGCAUCCACGGUCUUUCAGAUGCUUCAAGACAAAAAACACGACACCCCGGUAUACUGGGAGACCGGAGGUGACGGUGAUUCAAAGUCCAGCGCGGAUAUUGACAAAGGAUAUAUAAAAGAUAACACGAUUAAAACAGAUGAUCAAACUGUUGAAAGAAAUCUAACAGCCCGACAAGCAGUAUCGAGUAGUGGUGAUACCGCACAGCAUAUUUUAGACUGAACACAAAUAUUAUUAACGUCAGUGUGCGUGUAAUUUCUUUCCUCUUGUUUAUGUUCUGUUUGAUGUUAUUUUUAUUGCGUCGGAUGAAAUUACGAGAAGCUUAUCUGUGAAUUAUUUGUUAAUUGUAAGUACAAUAUUUCACUGAUACCUUUUUAUAAUUCAAGUAUCGAGGUCAACUGUACUCUUGUCCAUGACGAUAUUAAUAUUAAUUAUUUAAUGUUAUUGAGCCGUGGAUUUUAAAUAUCAAACUUACGCUAUUAUUAUUUUCUUAUAGAAAAAUUUUAUCGAUAACGAGUUUUUUAAUUCACGGAUUUGUGGUAUUUUUUUUUUUUUUUUAUUAAUGGAGGUUGUUAUCAAUUGUCGUCUGUUGUUCGAUAGUAAUUUUUAAGGAAUGAUAAAUUUAAUAUUAAUAUUAAUAUUUAAAAAAAAAAAAGGAUAAAUAAUAAUAAUAAAUGCUGGACUUGAGUACUGCUCAGCUUAUUUGCGAAAGUAUGUACAAAAUACUUUUAUAUAUAUUAUAUAUAUAUACAUAUAUAUAUAUCCAUCUAUAUUAAAUUAUAAAUUUUUUUUGCAAAUAAUUACAAACUUAGUAAACAAUAAAGUAAAUUAUAGCCAUAUAAUUAAGAUUAAUUCUAAAAUAACUAAAUUUAUAUCGCGUGUUCUUGCUAAAAAAUUGACGCGUAAUUAAACUUAGUGCUGAAUAAUUAAUAUCGAUUAUAAAUUCAUUUAAUUAUUAUUAUUACUAUUAAUAUUAUUAUUAUCUCGCCUUUUUUUUUAUUUUAUAAUCAAUUAUUUUUUCUUUCCAUAAAAAAAUUUUCGGCAUGUUUUUUUUUUUCUUUUUUUUUCUUCAAUUCGUCGAAUAAACUGUACAUAGAUAUGCAUGACUUGAAUAUUUUAUCAUUUAUUAAACUAAAUAUUAAAAAUAAAACGUAAAUAUAUAUGUAUGCCAUGUCGUGAAAGAUAGACGGAAUUUAAUGACGGAUCAUAUUGAGCAAGCAGCAAUUCAAUUAUUUACAUUACGCUAUUACUAUUGGGUAUUAUAAUUUUCAUUGCCAUUUGACGGGUUAGUUUGGAGAGGAAAAAUAUACAGAAAAGAAAGAUUUCUUGACUUAAGAAAUUUUCUGCGUUAUAAAUUGAAAAGAAAAAUUUUGAUAGGAUAAGAAAGAAAUUUUUUGACCUAAGAUUUCUUUGAUCCAAGAUUUCUCGCUCCUAAAAAUUUUUUCACAUCCUAGGAAAAUUUUAUUUUUCAAUUCAUAAUGCAAAAUUUUUUUGGGAAUAUAAAUUUCUUAAGCUAAGAAAUAAUUUUUUUCUGUAUAAAAAAUGUGAGCACGCGAACGAAUAUUCAAUUUAAAAUUAAAAUUUUCAAAUUAUUCGUCGGCUUUAGAAUUAUUUUUUAAUUAUUAAAGAAAUCCGAAUUAUUGUUAAAAAAA